UGUCAGUCCAAUGGUCUAAUUUGCGCCCGUGACCCACCAGCACAAAGACGCCUUGUUUCGCUCUUUCUUCUCUGCAUCAUCUCAAUACAGCAUUUGCCAUGAAGGUCGACUAUUCUUUGUACUUGGUCACUGACUCAACCCAAGGAAUUCUUGGUGAUCGGGAUUUGACAUCUGUCGUCCAGGCUGCCGUGGAGGGAGGCGUCACCGUCGUUCAAUAUCGCGACAAGACUUCAGGUACUGCAGAGCUGAUACGGACAGCCAAGAAGCUGCACCAGGUCACAAAGGCUGCCUCCAUUCCAUUGUUGAUUAAUGAUCGCCUCGACGUUGCCCUUGCUAUGGGCGCCGAAGGCGUCCACAUCGGACAAGACGAUAUUGACCUGCCAACGGCGCGUAGACUCUUAGGAAAAGCCGCCAUCAUCGGCGUGACUGCUAAUUCGGUCCAAGAAGCCGUCAAAGCCGUCGAAGAUGGAGCAGACUACUUAGGCAUAGGAACAGUAUAUGCUACGCCAACGAAAGAGGAUACAAAGUCAAUCAUCGGACCUGCUGGAGUUCGAGACAUUUUGACUGAAAUUGCCGCUAUCAGCGACAAUGUUGCUACAGUUUGCAUCGGAGGCAUUAAUGCGUCCAAUAUACAGCGAGUCCUGUACCAAUCGCAAUCAAGGCUUAAUUCCCUGGAUGGAGUCGCUGUAGUCAGUGCCAUAAUGGCCUCAAGCGACCCUACAGGAGCGGCACGAACCCUGAGGAGCCUAAUCGCAACACAACCUCUCUUCGCAACCAUACAAGCAUCCAAUGCUCUCAUAACCAACGUCGUCAAGAUAGAAGGUCCUAGAAUCAUCCAAGCCCUGGUUACUCAAUCACCACUAUGUCACAACAUGACCAAUUUGGUCGUCCAGAACUUCGCCGCCAAUGUUGCCCUCGCCAUUGGCGCAAGCCCUAUCAUGUCCAACAAUGGCGCCGAGGCCGCGGAUUUAGCAAAACUAGGUGGGUCGCUCGUCGUAAACAUGGGAACCGUGACUUCUGACGGUCUAUCCAACUAUCUGCAAGCCCUCCGCGCAUACAACGCUGUCGGUGGGCCCACUCUUUUCGAUCCUGUUGGCGCCGGUGCAACGCAGCAGCGCCGUGACGCGGUCAAGACACUGAUGGCAGGAGGGUAUUUCGACGUCAUAAAAGGAAACGAGGGAGAGAUCAAGACUGUGGCAGGAAUGGCUGGUGCACAGCAGCGAGGUGUGGAUAGUGGUGCAAGCACGCUAAGUCUCGAGGAGAAGGCGAGGCUCGUUCAACAGCUUGCUACGAGAGAACGGAACAUAGUUCUAAUGACUGGAAAAGUCGAUGUGAUCAGUGAUGGCCGUCGGACGUAUGCGAUCUCUAACGGGCAUGAGCUCUUGGGUAGUAUCACUGGGAGUGGAUGCACGCUUGGUACGACUAUCGCGUCUGUCCUUGCUGUGCAUAGAUCCGACAAGCUCCUGGCUGCUGUUACCGGAAUCUUACUAUAUGAGAUUGCUGCUGAACAGGCUGUAUCUUGUGGAAAUGCCCAUGGGCCCGGCACGUUCAUACCUGCGUUUUUGGAUAGACUAUACCAUAUCAGGACCGUUGACGUACCAGCUGGAACAGGGUUUGAGAACGCAAAGAUUAAAAAUAUUAUUGCGUAGUACAGUG
Messenger RNA from Pseudovirgaria hyperparasitica, 1656 nucleotides. RefSeq names its product Hydroxyethylthiazole kinase. NCBI's taxonomy places the organism in Eukaryota, Fungi, Ascomycota, Dothideomycetes, Acrospermales, Acrospermaceae. The coding region runs from base 99 to 1649 and encodes 516 amino acids. Gene Ontology annotation, cellular component: cytoplasm. The record is from RefSeq and is a predicted model, not a curated record. Gene Ontology annotation, molecular function: ATP binding; hydroxyethylthiazole kinase activity; thiamine-phosphate diphosphorylase activity. Gene Ontology annotation, biological process: thiamine biosynthetic process. The transcript is spliced from 4 exons.